Molecule: messenger RNA, 1741 nt
Organism: Bufo gargarizans (Asiatic toad)
Lineage: Eukaryota; Metazoa; Chordata; Amphibia; Anura; Bufonidae
Gene: CDR2
Product: cerebellar degeneration related protein 2
Exons: 5
Coding region: 111-1448 (445 amino acids)
Source: RefSeq, a predicted model, not a curated record
GGCAACUUAGAGAGUAGAGAGCCGCUUCUUGAGCUGUCAGCAUCCUCCGCCGCCGCCUGCAGCAGCCUGGGGUCCCGGAGGAGCGGAGCUCUAUCCGUCCUGCUGCCAUCAUGUUGACCGAUAGCAAUGUGGAGGAGUUUGAGAUCAAGGAGGAUGAGCCGUGGUACGAUCACCAGGACCUGCAGCAAGAUCUACAGCUUGCAGCUGAACUUGGUAAGACGUUACUGGACCGCAACACAGAACUUGAGGAGUCUCUGCAGCAGAUGUAUGACACCAACCAGGAACAGAUCCAGGAAAUUGAGUAUCUGACAAAGCAGGUGGAACUUCUGAGACGCAUGAACGAGCAGCACGCCAAGGUGUAUGAGCAGCUGGACGUCACCGCCAGAGAGCUAGAAGAUGCCAAUCAGAAGCUGGUGCUGGAGAGCCGAUCCUCACAGCAGAAGAUUGUAAGUUUGACAGACACUAUUGAAAGUUUACAGAUUCACAUUGAUGAUCUCCAGAAACAAAUGGAAGAUCUGAAGAAGCCAGGGCAUGUGCGUCGUAGUCGUGAGGGAUUUGACCAGUCUAGAUCAACACACAGCUUCUCCUGUCUGAAGGAACUCUAUGACCUGCGCAAGUAUUUUGUUUAUGAUCACGUCUUUGCCGAGAAGAUCACCUCUCUGAACACGCAACCUGGUCCUCUUGAGGAGGAAAAUGAGCAUCUCAAGAAAACCUUGGCUGUUCUGGAGGCACAGCUCAGCCUAGAACGUAAGAAGAGGGAAACCUUAGAGGACGAAUAUAAUCAGGUCUUGAAAGAAAAUUCUGAGUUAGAACAGAUUCUUAAAGAUAGAGAUUCCUAUCAUGCCCGGGCAGAAGAGCUGGAAGCUGAGGUGGCUGAAAUGCGUCAGAUAUGUCGGUCAGAUAGUAUAUUCUCCAGCAGUGUUGAAAAGCUGAUUCCAGAGUCCAUCUUCAUCUCAUUUAAAGAGACUGCAGAAAAGGACUUGGAGUCUGAACCGGUUAUACCAGAAGUAGGAAAAAAGCCUUUAAAAAGGAGCAGCAGUGAGCUGGUCCUUCCCACUGCUGCCGCAGAAUCCAUUUGUAAUGGUCAUGAGGAGACCUGUAUCAGGAGGACGGAGGCUGUGAAGCAAAGGGGAAUUUCUCUGCUCAACGAGGUGGACUCUCAGUACAGUGCUCUUAAAGUUAAAUACGAGGAGCUUCUUCAGCGCUGUGAGAUGGAGGAUGACUUCUUCAGUCACAAGGCUGUCCAGACCUCAAAGCUGUCCAACAUGUCAGACAACUCUCCACCAAAUACCCUACAUUCCACCAAUCACCACCCCAUCUCGCCUGCGUCCCAGCCGGAGUAUAAAGUUCUUUUUCAGGAAAUAUUUAGUUGCAUCAACAAAACCAAAGAAGAGAUCAGCGAGCAUCGAACAAAAUACAAACUUAUCUCCAACUCCCAGAGCAGCUAGAAUCUUCGUCUCCAUGUGUUUUUCUUCUGUACCCACUACUUAAACUUAAUAUGUUCAUAUGUAUAUUUCCUUCUAAAUUAUUUUUAAGGCUUGAUCAUAAAGACGUCUUAUGGCUACCUCAUCAGCCAAUUACAGUGUCCAACAAGAUGACUUAGAUCGGUGAUAAACUGUAAGAAGUGUAAUCCACUCCCAGAUGUUCACCUUGUUGUAUCUUACAAGCUUUAACCAUCUUUGCCUACCGUGCUCACCAGGAGAAGACCUUAGAGUUGUCCAGGAUCGGAAAAACAUGGCCA